GCUGUGGCUUUUGGCUUGUGGCUUGUGGCUUGUGACGCUGCUUAUGGCAUCGGUUCUGCUUUGUGGCUUUGUCUGCCAUCCCCUUUGCUGCUUUUGGAUUCAAGUCAAAAGAGUCAGUCAAGCAAAAUCCUUCUCUCUCUACCCCACAAGAAAGUGAAAUAACACACAUAUUGUCCCCUCAGAUUCUUAUUAAAUUUAUAUGGAUUUUUUUUAUAUUUUUUAUUACAUGUUCAAAAUUAUGGUCCGAUUGACAAUCUCUUUCUCUCUCCGCUGCCUCAAGCAGCUUGUGGGGCAGCGUAUGUUUCUUUUGUCAGGAUUCUCUUGCAGUACACCAAAGAAUUGAAUGGGAAGCCCCACAAAUCAGUAAUAAGAAACCAGAAUUUCUUACUCUCUCUUCGCACCAUCUUUAAGAGAGUUAUCCUCCCCCCUCUUAAUUUUGUUUCUCCCUUCACAACUAGCCAGUUAUGGCAAGAACCCAUCAAGACAGCUCCUCCAAAAGACACUUCCACUGGACUAAAAAGGUUGGAACGGAAGAUGAUGAUGAAGCUCCAACCUUCAACUCCUCUUCAAACACCAAUGAAGAAGACAAGAAGGAAAAUCUCAAGGCCCAUAUUGCUAUGCCAACACCAAGGAAGAAGCUUCCAGCAGUUGCCGUUGCCAGGCUUCGAUCUGUUCUUACAGCUUUUGGAAAGAACCGUUCAAACCUGCCCUUUGGUCUUGGACACCGAGUGGUAGGCACUCUUUUUGGUUAUAGGCGUGGCCAUGUUCACUUUGCUUUUCAGAAAGAUCCCAAUUCCCCACCAGCUUUCCUUGUUGAACUUGCUACACCAAUUAGUGGAUUGGUUCGAGAAAUGGCGUCCGAGUUGGUCAGGAUUGCUCUGGAGUGUGAUAAAGAGAAAGAAGAAGAGAAAAGAGCUGUGAGAUUACUGGAAGAGCCUGUAUGGAGAACUUAUUGCAAUGGAAAGAAAUGUGGUUUUGCAACAAGGAGGGAAUGUGGUGCUAAAGAAUGGAAGAUUCUGAAAGCUGUGGAACCAAUUUCCAUGGGAGCAGGGGUUUUGCCAGGGAGUGGAGAUGAGGCUGGUGCUGAUGGUGAACUUAUGUAUAUGAGGGCUAAGUUCGAAAGAAUUGUUGGGUCCAGAGAUUCUGAAGCUUUCUAUAUGAUGAAUCCUGAUAGCAAUGGAGCUCCUGAACUUAGUAUUUAUUUGCUUAGAGUUUGAAGUUGCCACUUGCCAUGGAAGAUAGUGACCUGUUGUGUUCACCUCUCAAAGUACAUCCGUCCUCAACAAAGUUAGUUUACUUGAAUCAUCUCAAAUGGCAUUUUCUUGACAUGGGUAAUAGUUUGAAAUUACCGACAUGAUUGAUUGAAUUGGUAAGGUUCGAAUGCUUUGCUUACUUAGAUUCAAUUCUCACUGUCAGCCAAGUCUGUUCUGAUCCUGAGAAAUCUUCCCUGAUCCUAAGCUUUUUGGGAUAAAAAAAAUUGGUUUGAAAUAGAAAGCGAGAUGGCAAAACUCUUUAGGAUCUGUGCCAUGUCCACCCUUCUCUUAGUUUCAUGGCUUUCAUAUCAUCUCAAAUGGCAUUUUUACCUUAGCAGAUAAUUCUUGACAUGGGUAGUUUUAUCAAGAUACAAAUGGUUUGAAAUCACCAACAAGAUUGAUUGAGUUGAUAAGGUUCGAAUGCUUCGUUUACUUAAAUUCAAAUCUAGCUGUCAGGCUCUGAUUACCCUGAUUUUUUGGAUAAAAAAAAAGGUUUGAAAUAGAAGGGGAGAUGGCAAAACCCUUUAGGAUCUGUGCCAUGUCCACCCCUCUCUUAGUUUCAUGGCUUUCAUAUCCUCUCUCACAGCAAGAAAGGAAGUAAAAGAAAAGGAGGAUGAAUUCAUCUUUUCAAUAGGAUGUGGGUUACAGCUAGGACAGAAAACAAACCCGUUGAGAUCAAGAUGCACAGAAAUCGAGAUAUGGUGUUUUGUUUUGUUUUGUUUGAUCAUCUACUCAUCAUUCUGCAAACCCAAAAGAUUCAAAAGUUGGUUGCUGCUUUGCUGCCUUUAAUAGUUAGGCCACUCGGCUUUUCUUUGCUUUGCUUUACACCAUUAUUGCAUAAUUGAAUGCAGACUUUCUGGCUUAAAAGGUUGCCCCCAUUGCACAUUUCUAAAGGACUGCAGGCUGUAUAAUAAAUCCAACUUGAUCUCUAGCUUUCCAUUAUUUUCGUUUAGUUAUCUCCAAAUGGCUACUUUUCCGAAGAAAAUGAUAGAUUGAAGCAUAUGAAAAAGGAAUUAUAAAAUCAUAUUCAGGCUUGUAGUUUUCAAGUGCCAAGACAAGUAUUUCACAAAGAAAGUCCUGUAUGCAAUGAAGAGCAGACACUUUCCGUCACUUUCUGGAGAAAAAGAUCAGAUAAUAUGUCCAUAUAUAUGGGGAAAAGCACGACAAUAAUGUCCCAAUGGCAUUUCCAAGCUGCUUACUUGAAAAACAAUGUUUGCAGAUAAAACAAAAUUAGUGGUGGGAAAGAUAAUCAAAAUCAUGAACUCAACGAAUUCCUAUGUGAGAUUCAUACAUU
Molecule: messenger RNA, 2547 nt
Organism: Durio zibethinus
Lineage: Eukaryota; Viridiplantae; Streptophyta; Magnoliopsida; Malvales; Malvaceae
Source: RefSeq, a predicted model, not a curated record